Molecule: messenger RNA, 1413 nt
Organism: Sphaeramia orbicularis (orbiculate cardinalfish)
Lineage: Eukaryota; Metazoa; Chordata; Actinopteri; Kurtiformes; Apogonidae
Product: ectonucleotide pyrophosphatase/phosphodiesterase family member 7-like
Exons: 5
Coding region: 1-1413 (470 amino acids)
Source: RefSeq, a predicted model, not a curated record
AUGCUGUUCUUGGCGUUCUUUAUCCUCAUUGGUUGCCCUCCCUGUGCUGCUGCACCAGCACACCAUUCCACCUCUGAAAUACCGUUGGCUUCCAGAAGCUCAUCCAGGAACAAACUUCUGCUCAUUUCUUUUGAUGGGUUCCGCUGGGACUACGAUCGACUGGUGGAGACGCCGAACCUGGACAGGAUGGCCCAGGAUGGAGUGAAGGCCACCUACGUUACGCCACCGUUCAUCACCAUCACCAGCCCCUCACACUUUACGAUGCUCACGGGGCGUCAUGUUGAGAAUCAUGGAGUCAUCCACAACAUAUGGUUUAACACGACCACUCAGGAGAAGAAACAGUACUACAUGACUCAGUUUGUGGACUCGUACUGGGAUAAUGGCAGCCUGCCCAUCUGGAUCACAGCACAGAGACAGGGUCUAAAAACAGGAUCUCUUCAUUUCCCUGGAACUGCAGCCACCUACAGAGGAGAGACGGUCCAGGUGAGGCAGGUGGAACCUAUGUUCUAUGAUCACUCCAAUGAGGCCGAAUGGAGGACAAACGUCCAGAAGGUCAUUGGAGACUGGUUCCACCAACAGGACCUGGACUUUGUUUCCUUGUACUUUGGGGAACCAGAUCUGGCGGGGCAUAAACAUGGCCCUGAUUCUCCAGAGGUUAAGGAGAUGAUCCGGCAGGUGGACCGGACCGUGGGCUACAUCCGGGACACAGUCCGGGACCACGGCCUCAGCGAUCAGCUCAACAUCAUCAUGACCACGGACCAUGGGAUGACUGCCACCCUGCGGGGCGGCCUGGUUGAGGAGAUUCUUCUGUCUAAGAUCCCUGGCUUCAGUUUCAGGGACAUCCAGUUCCAGCUGUUGGAUUACGGUCCUGUUGGGAUGCUGCUGCCUAAAGAGGGGCAGCUGGAGAAGGUCUACAAGGCUCUGAAGGGAGCACAUCCUCACCUUCAUGUCUAUAAAAAGGAGGAGGUUCCAGCCAGACUUCACUACAGUACCCAUCCUCGACUACUGCCCCUCAUCCUCAUCGCUGACCCUGGAUACAUCGUCAACGGGAUCUGGCUUUUGCACAACAACAAAGGAGACCACGGCUUUGAUAAUGAGAUCAUGGACAUGAAGGCCUUCUUCAGAGCUGUGGGGCCGGAUUUCCAGAAGAACCUCAGAGUGGAUCCCUUUGACAUGGUGGACGUGUACCCACUGAUGUGCCACCUCCUUGGGAUAAACCCAGAGCUCAAUGAUGGACACUUAGACAAAACCAAAAGCAUGUUGGUCCAGAAGACAAACACCGGAGGAGACAAAGCACACCAACCCCAUCAGAGGGCGCUGUUCGUGGGUCUGUCCGUGGUCAUUGGCGUCCUCCUACUCCUGUUCAUCAUCACUGUUUCCUACAGCAGGUGCAGACAGACCAGAGCAGAAUGA